Messenger RNA from Meloidogyne enterolobii, 205 nucleotides. The record is from the annotation of a GenBank genome assembly. NCBI's taxonomy places the organism in Eukaryota, Metazoa, Nematoda, Chromadorea, Rhabditida, Meloidogynidae.
AUGUUCAUGCUGCUGCGGAGGAAGCCGGGCAUGACCAUCACAGCGAUAAUUGGAAUAGGAUUAAGUUACGAGCCCAGACCCAGCGCCCGUAGACUCCCCGCGAGGCGCGUGCCGCAAAACUCCGCGCGAAGCGCGGAGUUUUGCACAAGCGCCUCGCCGCCUCCCCAUAGGUUUAUGUUGUUCGUUUUUUAGUCAUAACUUCGAA